Messenger RNA from Stegastes partitus (bicolor damselfish), 3843 nucleotides. Its product is annotated as myelin transcription factor 1-like protein. Lineage: Eukaryota; Metazoa; Chordata; Actinopteri; Pomacentridae. Gene Ontology annotation, cellular component: nucleus. Gene Ontology annotation, molecular function: RNA polymerase II cis-regulatory region sequence-specific DNA binding; DNA-binding transcription factor activity, RNA polymerase II-specific; zinc ion binding. Gene Ontology annotation, biological process: regulation of transcription by RNA polymerase II. The transcript is spliced from 18 exons. The record is from RefSeq and is a predicted model, not a curated record. Bases 103 to 3843 code for a protein of 1246 amino acids.
CUUCUCUGCAGUGUGUAUGGCUGCCCUCUAGCCAAGAAGAGGAAGAGUCUAGACAGACAAACCUUGGAAACCUCCCCCAAGAGGAGCACUUACCUUGAUGACAUGGACAACUCCACAAUGGAGGAGUGCUACGAGACAGAUGGAACCGAAGAGAUGGAUGACAGGGAGGAGGAAGAGGAGGAAGGAACAGUAGAGGAGGAGGAAGAGGAGGGAGAAGUGGAGGAGGAAGAGGAGGAGGUUGAAGGCUACAUGGACUACAACAUGGAGCAAAUGGAGCACGAAGAAGGGGAGGUGGAGAGAGGGGAAGGAGAGGGCGAAGAUGAAGAUGAAGAAGAGGAGGUAGAGGUGGAGCAAGAGGAGGAAGAGGAGGGUGACGAAGAGAGGGUGGAGGAGGCAGAAGAGGGGGAGGAGGAGGAGGAAGCAGUAGAGGAGGUGGACUAUGAAGAAGGAGAGGAGGAGGAAGGAGAGCAGAAUCAAGGGCAAGAGGACGAUCAGAUGAGCAACGGCGAGGGGGGCGAGGGUGAUGGUGGAGGUGGCGGCAGCAAUGCCAAAUCGGGCCCGACAACAGAGAAGGACGACAACAAUAACGAUGAGUACGAAAACUAUGAUGAACUGGUGGCCAAGUCCCUCCUCAACUUGGGAAAGAUUGCUGAAGAUGCCGCCAACCGCGCUAUGACGGAAUCGGAGAUGAACAGCAACUCCUCUAAUAGUGCCGAGGAUGAAGAGGAGGAGGAGGAGGAUGAAGAAGAGGAGGAAGAGGAUGAGGAUGAUGAAGAGGAAGAGGAGGAGGAAGAAGAAGAGGAGGAGGAAGAGGAGGAAGAGGAAGAGGGGGAAGGGGAUGAAACGCAGAGGGCCGAUCUGAGUUUGGACGUUGACAGUGAUGUAGUUCGGGAGACGGUGGACUCCCUUAAACUGCUGGCACAGGGCCACGGUGCAGUGUUGUCUGACAAUUUAGAUGGACAGGAAUUUGACGACAGUACAGCGGAGAACAGGGACGAUGCUGACUGUGUCCACAAUGGGGGAAAUGUACACAAUGGUGGUAAUGGACAGAUUAAGACCACCAGUAAUGGACAAAUAGAAAACAGCGAUGAGGAAGUGUGUUUAAGCAGUCUGGAGUGCCUACGGAACCAAUGCUUUGAUCUGGCUCGGAAACUAAGUGAAACAAAGUCCACUGACCGCAAUGGACCAUCCCAGCAAAAUCAUUUCUCAUGCGGGGAUCCCAAUCAACAGCCCCAGCAUCAUGGCUAUGAUUUCCACAAUAGCCAAGACGACAGACGGACACUUGAUAGGAAUUAUUCCGACAUGGACAAUCUCAUGAAGCUCGAGGAGCAGCUGAGCCCACGCUCCAAGGCCUUCUCCAGUUGUGCACAGGACGACCGAUAUCACACCAACCAUCGGGACUUUGAUGAGGACACAGCCUCUGUGACAUCGGACCGAUCAGAAGAGGUGUUUGACAUGACAAAGGGUAAUCUGUCCCUCUUAGAGAAGGCAAUUGCACUAGAGUCAGAACGCGCCAAGGCAAUGCGGGAUAAAAUGGCAGCCGAGGCUGCCAGAAGAGAAGGAGUGAGGUAUACCCAUGAAGACCAUGGCCCGAGGCAUGGCUACGGUGUUGAGCGUAAAGCCCGGCUUCCCGAUGGUAUGAAGAAGCCUUUCUACCAUAAAGACGCUUCACGUGCAGACAAGAAGGAAAGUCGGUGUCCGACGCCGGGCUGCGAUGGCACAGGUCACGUGACGGGCCUGUACCCUCACCAUCGAAGCCUGUCCGGCUGUCCGCACAAAGACAGGGUUCCACCAGAAAUUGUGGCAAUGUAUGAGAAUGUUCUUAAGUGUCCUACGCCUGGCUGCACGGGACGCGGCCAUGUCAAUAGCAACAGAAACUCUCACAGAAGUCUGUCAGGAUGUCCCAUUGCUGCAGCCGAGAAGCUGGCCAAAGCCCAGGAGAAGCACCAGAGCUGUGACGGCCCGAAGUCCAACCAGGCCUCUGACCGAGUCUUAAGGCCUAUGUGCUUUGUCAAACAACUGGACUAUCCACAGUAUGGUUACAAGAACAAUGUUUCCACCAGCACGCCCCGCUCCAACCUGGCCAAGGAGCUGGAGAAGUACUCCAAGACCAGCUUCGACUACAGCGCCUUCGACGGCAGCAACAACCACCAAGUGUACGGGAAGCGGGCCAUCGCACCCAAAGUUCAUGGACAAAGGGACACCUCCCCAAAAGGAUAUGACGCCAAACGUUACUGCAAGAACUCCAGCUCCGCCAGCAGCACCACCAGCACCUACGCUCCCAGCAGUAGCAGCAGUAGCCUGAGCUGCGGAGGAGGCGGAGGGGGUACGGGAGGAGGAGGAGGGGGUGGGGGUAGCAGCGCCAGCAGCACCUGCAGCAAGAGCAGCUUUGACUACAGUCACGACAUGGAGGCCGCCCACAUGGCCGCCACCGCCAUCCUCAACCUGUCCACGCGCUGCCGGGAGAUGCCUCACGGCAUGGGAGGGAAGCCCCAGGACCUGUGCUCACAGAGUCCCGGUCUAGACGUUGAUGAGAACGGUACGUUGGACCUGAGUAUGAGCAAGCGUCUGUGCAGCGGCGGUGCAGGGGACUCGGUGCUCACUCCUCUCGAGCCCAUGUCCCCCCAGAGGCAAGCCGCCCUGCUGGGCUCCCGCUGCUAUGGCAUGGGGGACGCAGACUGCUGGGACCUGCCUGUAGACUACACCAAGAUCAAACACAUAGACGAGGACGAGAAAGAGCCGGAUGACCUGGAUCCCUUCCACGACCUGCUGGAGGACCGCUCCUACACCACAGAUGUUAACAUGCCCAGCCCCAAGCCCAAGUAUGUCCAAUGCAAGGAGAGUAAGAAGGACCUGAUAACUCUCUCAGGUUGUCCUUUAGCUGAUAAAAGCAUUCGAAGCAUGCUGGCCAACAACGCACAAGAGCUCAAGUGCCCGACACCAGGGUGCGAUGGGUCGGGACAUAUCACUGGCAACUACGCGUCACACAGAAGUCUUUCAGGGUGUCCGCGGGCCAGGAAAAGUGGGAUAAAGAUCAUCCACAGUAAAGAGAACAAGGAGGACCAGGAGCCUAUCAGGUGCCCAGUCCCAGGAUGUGAUGGUCAGGGACACGUAACGGGGAAGUACGCAUCCCACAGAAGUGCAUCAGGAUGCCCUAUAGCAGCCAAGAGACAAAAAGACGGCUAUCUAAACGGCAUUCAGUUCACAUGGAAGUCCGGCAAGACAGAGGGCAUGUCCUGUCCAACGCCAGGCUGUGACGGCUCUGGUCACGUCAGCGGCAGCUUCCUGACGCAUCGGAGUCUGUCUGGUUGUCCACGUGCCACCUCCGCCAUGAGGAAAGCCAGGCUCUCCGGGGUGGAAAUGCUAACAAUAAAACAGCAACGCGCCAGCAACGGACUGGAGCACGAAGAGGAGAUCAAACAGCUGGAUGAAGAAAUCAAAGAUUUAAGUGAAUCUAAUUCACAAGUGGAAGCAGACAUGAUCAAACUUAGAACACAGAUAACAACAAUGGAGUCCAACUUGAAGUCCAUAGAGGAGGAAAACAAGGUGAUUGAACAGCAAAAUGAAUCUCUCCUGCAUGAGCUGGCCAACCUCAGCCAGUCACUGAUAAACAGUUUAGCUAAUGUCCAGCUCCCUCAUAUGAAACCUCUGGCACACAAAGAGCCUCCUCUAAGGAACAGCUGCUUACAGCUGCACCAGCAAGAGCCAAUAAGCGAGCAGAACUUUGACGCCUACGUCACCACUCUGACGGAUAUGUACACAAACCAAGACCAGUACCAGAGUCCAGAAAACAAAGCCCUGUUGGAAAACAUAAAGCAAGCUGUUCAAGGGAUCCAAGUGUAA